AUGUAAAAUAAGGAGAUUGCCUUUCUGGGUAUCGAUAGUCCUGUUCACAGUUAAAAUGUAAUAUCUCCUCGAUUUGACGAAUUGAUUCCGAUUUAUUCCAAUGAAAAUAUCGACGAUCAGCCUAUGGACGAAGCAAUGAAACUUAAAAGGAAUAUAUUUGAGAGGAAGAAUUUUCGAGCAUUAAAUGAUGGACAUAAAUCAGAUAAUUCUAAUGACGACAGUUCCUUGAGUAGUUUGAAGUACUUCCAUUUAUAUAAAAUAAGUAGCCGUAGCUAAGUUGAGGAUGGAUCUGCCAAAUCAAAGACUAAUUCCUUCAUUCAUUAAUCUCUUUCUUAAAACGAAUGCCAAAAUAACGGCCAAUUAUAAAAAGCAUCAAGUGGUUAAAUUGUAGAUUCAGCUUGUAAUCUUCUCUAUCUGACAGGCAAAUCUAACUCAAAACUUGAGAUAUAUCAAAGUUUCGUUUAGCAAUUUGAAAUACAAGAAGAUAAAAUCUAGAGAAUUAAAACUUAGCAAGCCCAGAGAUAAAUUAAAGCAAAAGAAGUUUAGCCCAAGAAAAUAUUAGGACGAAGAGAGGGCACAAUUGGUUUAAAUCAAAUUUGGUCGUAAAAAGGUCUAAUGAUCAUUCGCUUGGUUUCAAGGUUUAUUCAAUAAUUAAAGACAAAAACUGAAACCAUUAAAUUUAGACUAUUGACACACAAAAUAUAUUCAGUUAUAGGAGAUUUGUCUAGUAACUUUGAAUUUAUUUUAGUUACUCACUAAAUUAAAUAAAAGCCAAGCUUAUUUCUCAUUUUGAAAUAUAACUUUCAAAAGCAAGCAACGAAGUAUUUGCACUAUUUGGAGAAUUGCCAAGAUUUCCUCAGUAGAAAUAUUAUAGUUAUCAAACCAGAUAGCAAAUUUAAAAUUCUAUGGGAUAUCCUUCUCCUAUUGUUCAUCGUAAUGAACAUAUUUUAUAUUCCCAUUAACAUAAGUUUCGACAUCACUACAUCAGGCAUUUUUGAAUACUUAUUUGAUUUGCUACCAUCCUGGAUAUUUGUUGCAGAAAUCCUCUUAAACUUCAACACAGCAUACUAUGAUAAAGGCUUGAUGCAUGAAGAUAGGAAAUCAAUUGUGAAACAUUAUCUAAAAGAGAACUUUUUUUGGGAUUUGAUUGUGGUGAUCCCUUUCUUAAUAUCAAAUUUAAAUAUCCCAUUUGUUAGAUACACAUUGCUCUUGAGACUAACUAGAUUAAAUCCAUUAAUGGAAAGCAUAGAAGAAAUGCUUAAUUUAGAAGAAAACAUUCAAAUCGUUGUUGAUCUUUUCAAACUCAUCUUUUUUCUCGUUUUAACAGGUCAUUUUUGUGGAUGUGCUUGGCAUUUUGUUGCUUUGACUGAACAUGAAUCUUUUGGGAUGACUGAAACAUGGCUUACUCAUUAUGAUCCAGCUGCAUAUGAGUAUCAUUGGUUUGAUAGAUAUGUAAUAUCAUUGUAUUGGAGUGUCAUUACGACGGUUACAGUUGGAUAUGGAGACAUAGUUCCAGUCACUACAUUUGAACGAGUCUUCGUAAUUGUCGUAACACUAUUACUAUGUGGAAUAUUUGGUUAUUGCAUAUCAAACAUUGGAAAUAUAUUCAAAUCAAUCUCAGAUAAGAAAACUACCUACAAAUUCAAAUUGCGUUAAAUUCAUUAACAUAUCAGAAAAAGAGGAUUAAAUUUAAAUUUGUCAUUAAAGGUCAAAAAAUACUUUGAGUACUAUUUUAAAUUAGAAUAAGAAGAAGAGAAUCAUGCAGACAUCUUCUUAUCAUAACUUACAAAACAUUUGAGAGAGGAAGUCUUAACUGAUUUAUAUAGUAAUACACUCAAAAAAUCCAGACUUUUAAGAGACAAUUUCAACGAAAUUACUAUCAAUAAUCUUUGUCAAUUUGUUAAAGAGAAGAAGGUGUUGCCUGAAGAAGUUCUCUAUUCUAGAUUCGACUAACCCAAAAAAAUUUGGUUUGUUCUUUCUGGGGCCUUGGAAUAUGUUGCAGAUCAUAAAAAUGAAAAUGAUUAUUAUGAAGCUACAGAAACAUUUUUGAAGAAAUUUACUGCUGGAGCAGUUUUAGGGGAAAGAGAAUUCAUUACAUAGCAACCUUACGAAUACAAAGCCAGGGCCUUAAAAUUUACAUAGAUGGCUUAUAUUGAUUAUGAUGAUUUCAUAAAUGUGAUUGCAGAGAAUGAUAUGGAAUAUGAAAUAUUUUGCAUGAAGAGAGAUAGAUUGCUCCUCUAUCCUGCAAUAAAGGGAUCAGGAAAUGUAUGCGAAAUAUGUGAAUGGACUCAUAAUUUUAUACAAUGUCCAUUUGUUUUUCUUCAACCAAAUACAAAUAAAAUUGCCAGUAAAUUUACUUCAGUUAAACUCAACAGCAGAAUUAAGUUUCCAUUACGAAGGCCUUAUAGAUCGAGAGUAAAGGAAACUUUAAAUAAAGCUCAGGAAUGCGCUCUGAGAAUAAUUGUUGGAAAUUUGACUGAAUAGUAAUUAAACAAAUUGAUUUUUAGAGAGUACACUGAUGAAUACUUGAUUUCAUUAGGUUUCUAAUUGAGUCCCAAUCUAGACGAUAUUUCACCUAAUAAUUAUGAAUCUUCCUAAAAUAUUCAUGAUUCAAAAUCAAUAUCAAAUAGUGAAAAGUAAAAUGUACUCCUUCAGAAGAACACAAGAGCAAACUUUGGAAUAACAAGUGAUUUAAAAGAAAGUCGAGACUUAGAUCUAGAUAAUCAAAUGAGAAAGAGUGUUAUAAAAUUUAAAAGGUUGCAGUUUGGAAAAGAAAGAACAAGAGCAAUUUAGUUUAUAAAAAAAGACAAUUUUAAUUCAGAAAGAAUCACUGAAACAUUAGAAUAAUCUUAAAUGUUAGCUCUUCCUGUUCCGAUAUAAAUUCAAAAUAAUCGUUCCUCACUUAAGCAAUAUCAAUAGAAAGCAAGAAGAUCUUCAAACCUAGAAGAUUUAGGACUUCUAUAACCUUCACAAAAACUGGGUAAUUUGGCUUAAUAACUUGCUCAAUAAGACAUUGAAAACAGUAAAUAUUCACAACGACAACUGAGCAAAAAUAGUGAGGAAAGCGAAAUGAAAGAUUCAAUAAAAAUCAUAAGACAAAUUGAAAAUCAAGAGAGACGAGUUUAAAAUGGUGGUGAUCAAAGAAGAAAAGUUAAGAAAACUACUAUUCAGAUGGGUUAGAAACCAAAAAGAAGAUCUUAUCAAAAUCAAUAAUCUCAGAACUAAAGUCCUAUUACUUAAAAUUAAUAAUAAUUACAACAAAUAACAGCUGCCUUUGAUUCGAAUAAGGCAAGAGCUAGUCUGAUGGAAAAUAAGAAGAAUUUACAUUAAAAUACUCAAUUAACAAGUUCUAAAUUAAUAGAAUUCAAAGGAGAAAUAAGGGAAGGGUCCUAAAUUGAUUCAUUGCAACAGAAAAUAUUAGAUAUAGUGCAUACAAAUGUAAAUUUUGAGAUGGAUAUCUGCAAAUCAACUUUAUUGUAUUUUCCUGAACACAACAUAGAAACAAUAUUGAAAAAGAUAGAAUUAUAUUAUCAAUAGAACAAAGGGAAGGAAAAAAAGUAGUAUAAAAGGGCUAUGUCUAAUCGUAAUCUUUUUGAAAGAAUUAAAGGUUCCAAAAAUGCAACAAUAAAAAGCUUAUAGAAUAAAUCUUAAACUGAUGUUUAAAAGCAAGAUGAAAACAUUUGA
Molecule: messenger RNA, 3684 nt
Organism: Paramecium tetraurelia
Lineage: Eukaryota; Ciliophora; Oligohymenophorea; Peniculida; Parameciidae
Exons: 9
Biological process (GO): regulation of membrane potential; potassium ion transmembrane transport
Cellular component (GO): membrane
Molecular function (GO): voltage-gated potassium channel activity
Source: RefSeq, a predicted model, not a curated record